AUGGGCUACUUUGAAGAGUAUCUUCUCGACUCACGAUUCAAGUCGAAUUUUGACAGUUGGAAUCCUGUCAGUGGCCACUACCACAAUGUCAUCGACUGGGACCAGCGGCGCACCAUCACAGUUUCCACUACUGAGAAGAAAGAUGAAGACUUCAUUUUUGAGGCUCUUGUAGAGCUCAUCGACGACCUUCCGGCCGAUGUUGUCAAGAUCAAGGUCUCGAAUGACUUUGAGCUGCUGUCUUCCUCCACGGCUGUUGACGAUGACAACACACUCAUUCCUUUCUAUCCUUCACUAACAGAUCUCCCAUCUGAAGUGCCAAAAGUUCAUCACUCAGAGCUCACUGAGAUUGAAAGGCUUGGAGUUCAGGCAGACCACGUCACAUACGAACCCACGCCUGGCGAGACGAAGCAUGUCGUGUUCAAAUACUACAUCAACGAAGGCAACAUUCCCAUGUUCUGGCAUGAGAUGAACUGCACCUUGAGAAUCCCUUCACAUCCAAACAUCGUUCCUAUCGAUCGUCUUGUCGUUGAUUCAGCCACCCCUGAUGGGCCAGAAAAGGUCGUGGGAUUUACGACACAUUUCAUUGCCGGGGGCACUAUUCUGGACAAUGUCAGCCGGGUCUUUAAGCUCAAGCACCUUAAGCAGCUCAUUUCGACUAUCGACUACCUCAAUCUCAGGUUAGGCAUCGUCCAUGGCGACAUCUGCACAUGGAACCUCCUCAUCGACCCUGAGACAGACGACUUGAAAGUCUUUGACUUCAACAUGGGCGCCAAGCUCGGCUGGGAGGGUGACAAGGACCACCUUGACACGUUCGGCUACGACGAAGACCGCAACGACGUGAAGCUUGCCGUCUUUGCCCUUUACGAGAUCAUCACACGCGACAUUUCCUAUCGUGAAGAGACUGAGCUGGAAGAUCUUGACAUUUCUAUGGUGCUUGGUCAAGAAGAGUGGGAGAAACAUCCCGAUGUGGGCCUUGAGGAGGGUGUGGCCGUCUCUGAGUACCGGCGCAUUCUUGAAGACUGGGUUAAUGCUCGGAAGAAGAACGAAAACGAAAUCACCUUCUACAAGCAGGCGCCGGAUUUCAUCGACUGGCCGGGGUUGCCUGAAUUCCCGCUGGCCGAAUUCGUCGGAAGUGUGACAAGGAGGGCAUCACAGUUGCGGUCAGAAAUGAUCAAGAGGGGUGAGCCUUUCAUCAAGUGGUAUGUGUCUGUCUAA
Podospora bellae-mahoneyi is the source of this 1215-nucleotide messenger RNA. RefSeq lists its product as uncharacterized. Gene Ontology annotation, biological process: protein phosphorylation. The transcript has 2 exons. Gene Ontology annotation, molecular function: ATP binding; protein kinase activity. NCBI's taxonomy places the organism in Eukaryota, Fungi, Ascomycota, Sordariomycetes, Sordariales, Podosporaceae. The record is from RefSeq and is a predicted model, not a curated record. The coding region runs from base 1 to 1215 and encodes 404 amino acids.